Messenger RNA from Truncatella angustata, 972 nucleotides. RefSeq lists its product as uncharacterized. The coding region runs from base 1 to 972 and encodes 323 amino acids. The transcript has a single exon. Gene Ontology annotation, cellular component: membrane. Gene Ontology annotation, molecular function: serine-type endopeptidase activity. The record is from RefSeq and is a predicted model, not a curated record. NCBI's taxonomy places the organism in Eukaryota, Fungi, Ascomycota, Sordariomycetes, Amphisphaeriales, Sporocadaceae.
AUGUCGCGAUCACUGCCAAUGCGUUGGUCAGUUGGAGCUCUAAAGCCAUCAGCGUCGCCAUCAGUGUUUCGCCCGCUCUUGGGAAUCGCGUUGUCACAAAUCGGGCAUCACUACCUGCUAUCAGCACAUCCCCACAGGCAAAUUAGGGGAAUUCACAACAGUCGUCGUCCUGACCAUUCUAAACAGCAGCCUUUUCGGAGGUCGCAGAGCCGCACCGCGCCAGACGCUGUGCUUGAGAGCCUGAGACGCCAGGAGUUCAAGCGCAAAGUCGUGGUCUGGAGCUUCUGGGCUAUCAAUGGCCUUGUCUUCUUCGCCUGGAUAGCAGCGAAGGCUGAGGCUGAACAUAACAUCGAGGAGAUCAAGUCGCAGCCCAGGUGGCAACGCGCGACACAGUUAGAACUCACCAUGAUAAGUCCAAAGAUGAAAGAGAUGCUCGAGAAGUGGACCUCGAGUCGCCACAAUCUAGAAGGAGGCCGAUACUAUACUCUUUUGACUGCUGCCGUGAGCCAUCAGGACUUCUUUCAUCUGCUGUUUAAUAUGGUCACCUUCAACGCAUUUAUGACGGUAGCGCUGUACAGCAGUAUCCCUCUACGCACUCUCGCCGGUCUCACCGUUGGCAGCGCCGUCGUUGGCAACCUAUCUGGCCUCGCGGAUCAUGAACGAAAAGGCCAGGUCUCACAUUACGGCUUGGGAGCAAGUACUAUUAACAUGGGUUUGGCAUCAGCUAUGGCUUGUACCCAGCCAUUUGUGACAUUUGCCUUUUUCGGUGUAGUCCCCAUGAAGUUGUGGCAGCUUGCCAUUGGCUUUACUGCGCUGGAUAUGUAUAUGUUAGAUUCAAAAACAAGUUCGACAGGUCAUGCUGCUCAUCUUGGAGGCGCCGUGUUUGGCUUGGUGUUCUACUUUGCUAGGCUCCGAAAGUUUGGUGGAUUGGUGGAUAUCAUCCGCUACUAUGCGACGAGGUCUCGUAAAUAG